Molecule: messenger RNA, 4019 nt
Organism: Equus caballus (horse)
Lineage: Eukaryota; Metazoa; Chordata; Mammalia; Perissodactyla; Equidae
Source: RefSeq, a predicted model, not a curated record
CGGCCAGGCCCGCUUUGCGCACGGGCCGCGGGACGGGCGGGGAGGGCUGGCCCCGGGGCUGUGCGCUGUGCCCGGGAGGGGUCUGACCCCGCGCCAGCCCGAGUUGAGGCCCCGCUGACCGCCACCCGCGCCGCGCCCUGCUCCCGCCGCGCGCCGAGGGACCCGGGGACGCCCGUCUGGGGGCGGGGGCCGCGCUGCGGGGCCGCCCACGCCGCGCUCCAGGAGCCGGAGCCAGCAGGAUGGACAUCAGGAUGUGCUGAUCUCCUCUGAAGACAGGACCACAGGUGUGGAAAGCUGCUGGCCGUGCUGGUGGGAGUUGGGGGUCUGCUGCCGCCUGGCUGUGUAGGAGGACCAAGCCAGCGAGCAUUCUGGUCAUGGAGGACUGCAACAUGCACUCGGCCGCCAGCAUCCUGGCCUCAGUGAAGGAGCAGGAGGCCCGCUUCGAGCGGCUGACUCGGGCACUGGAGCAGGAGCGGCGCCAUGUUGCUCUGCAGCUGGAACGUGCCCAGCAGCCUGGUGUGGGCAGUGGUGGUGUGGGCAGUGGGCAGCCCCUGUCGAUGGCCUGGCAACAGCUGGUCCUGCAGGAGCAGAGCCCGGGCAGCCAGGCCUCACUGGUUGCCAUGCCAGAGGCGCCCGAGGUUCUGGAGGAAACAGUGACAGUGGAGGAGGACCCCGGCACGCCCACCUCCCAUGUGUCCAUUGUCACGUCAGAAGAUGGCACUACCCGACGCACUGAGACCAAGGUCACCAAGACCGUCAAGACGGUGACAACACGAACAGUGCGCCAGGUGCCCGUGGGCCCAGACGGCCUCCCCCUGUUGGAUGGCGGCCCCCUGCUAGGCCCCUUUGCUGAUGGACCCCUGGACAGGCACUUCUUGCUGCGUGGGGGCGGCCCAGCGGCCACGCUUUCCCGCGCCUACCUCAGCAGCGGGGGCACCUUUCCUGAUAGCCCUGAGCCCCAUGAGGUCCCCAACUACGGCAGCCUGUCCCGUGGGCUGGGUGUGCGACCCCCACGAGGUGGCCCCCUUGGCCCAGGCCCUGGCGAUGGCUGCUUCACACUGCCUGGCCACCGUGAGACCUUCCCCGUGGGCCCUGAGCCUGUGCUGCCAGCUGGCCGCUCCCAGCCUGAGCGCUUCCAGGCUGAGCCCUAUGGCUUGGAGGACGACACGCGCAGCCUGGCUGCUGAUGACGAGGGAGGCGCGGACCUGCAGCCCGACUGUGGCACCACCGCACGGAGGAGGCCCGACUGUGGGCGGGGCCUCCGCACCAGGGCCUGUGAGGACGGGGCAGAUGAUGGUGGUGAGCUGAGGGAGGAGCGGCCCCUGUUCCCGGCCGCGACGGCACCCCUGGCCCAGCCAGAACGGGGCAGCCUGGGCAGCCUGGACCGGGCAGUGCGGCGCUCGCCCUCGGUUGACAGUGCCCGCAAGGAGCCGCGCUGGCGGGACCCCGAGCUGCCCGAGGUCCUGGCCAUGCUGCGGCACCCCGUGGACCCCGUGAAGGCCAACGCGGCCGCCUACCUGCAGCACCUGUGCUUCGAGAACGAGGGCAUCAAGCGUCGUGUGCGGCAGCUGCGGGGGCUGCCGCUGCUCGUGGCUCUGCUGGACCACCCGAGGGCAGAGGUGCGGCGUCGGGCCUGCGGGGCUCUGCGAAACCUCUCCUAUGGCCGAGACACUGACAACAAGGCUGCCAUCCGGGACUGCGGCGGCGUGCCUGCCCUGGUGCGCCUGCUGCGGGCCGCUCGGGACAAUGAGGUCCGUGAGCUUGUCACAGGCACGCUCUGGAACCUGUCAUCCUACGAGCCCCUGAAGAUGGUCAUCAUUGAUCACGGCCUGCAGACGCUGACCCAUGAGGUCAUUGUGCCCCACUCGGGUUGGGAGCGUGAGCCCAAUGAGGACUCUAAGCCACGGGAUGCCGAGUGGACAACUGUCUUCAAGAACACUUCAGGCUGCUUGAGGAACGUGAGCUCGGAUGGUGCAGAAGCCCGGCGGCGGCUCCGGGAGUGUGAAGGGCUGGUGGACGCACUCCUGCACGCCCUGCAGUCGGCCGUGGGCAGGAAGGACACGGACAACAAGUCUGUGGAGAACUGCGUCUGCAUCAUGCGGAACCUAUCCUACCACGUGCACAAGGAGGUGCCUGGGGCUGAGAGGUACCAGGAGGCUGAUCCUGGGCCCCCGGGCAGUGCUGCGGGCCCCCAGCGCCGGAGGCGGGACGACGCCAGCUGCUUUGGUGGCAAGAAGGCCAAAGAGGAGUGGUUCCAUCCAGGGAAGAAGGACGGUGAGAUGGACCGGAACUUUGACACGCUGGACCUUCCCAAGCGGACCGAGGCCGCCAAAGGCUUUGAGCUGCUGUACCAGCCCGAGGUGGUCCGUCUCUACCUCUCCCUCCUCACUGAGAGCCGGAACUUCAACACCCUGGAGGCUGCCGCAGGUGCCCUGCAGAACCUCAGUGCUGGCAGCUGGAUGUGGGCCACGUACAUCCGUGCCACGGUGCGCAAGGAGCGCGGGCUGCCGGUGCUCGUGGAGCUGCUGCAGUCUGAGACUGACAAGGUGGUGCGUGCUGUCGCCAUCGCCCUGCGCAACCUCUCGCUGGACCGGCGCAACAAGGACCUCAUUGGGAGCUACGCCAUGGCCGAGCUAGUGCGGAAUGUGCGCAGUGCGCAGGCCCAGCUGCGUCCCGGGGCCCGCCUGGAGGAGGACACAGUGGUGGCAGUGCUCAACACUAUCCACGAGAUCGUGUCCGACAGCCUGGACAACGCGCGCUCACUACUGCAGGCCCACGGCGUGCCGGCAUUGGUGGCACUUGGCGCCGCCAGCCAAUCGGUGCGCGAGGCGAAGGCCGCGUCCCACGUGCUGCAGACCCUGUGGAGCUACAAGGACCUGCGCGGUGCCCUGCAGAAGGAAGGCUGGACCAAGGCACGCUUCCAGUCAGCUGCUGCUAAUGCCAAGGGAGCUAAGGGCACCCCGAGUCCCGGAGGCUUCGACGACAGCACACUACCGCUGGGGGACAAGAGCCUUGAGGGCGAGAAGCCAGGCAGCCGUGACGUGCUCCCCAUGGAGGCACUUGGCCCGGAUGGAUACUCCACUGUGGACAGGAGGGAGCGGAGGGCUCGAGGCAGUGACCCUGCAGGGGGCAGCUCUGAGAAGGAACCAUUGAAAACCGAGCCCAGCAGGAAGGCCCCUCCUCCCGGGCCCAGCAGGCCUGCGGUCAGGCUGGUGGACGCCGUGGGGGACUCUAAGCCUCAGCCGGUCGACUCCUGGGUCUAGCUUGCAUGUCUGGGCCCGGCCGGCCUUCUGUUCUUAGGCCUGAUCACGAAAGAAGGGAACUCCGGCCGGCCUGCGCAGACCCUGGCUGGAGCUGGGAGCCGCCUGGUGGCCACAGGUGACAAGGCCUCUGGCUCCAGAGCCAGGGCCAACACUCUGGACACACCCGCUUGCGCCCCCUCGCUCCCUUGCUCCGAGCCCCUAGGCUGGUUAGCGCUUUAUAGACUCGGUGCUGUGCGUGAGACGGAGGGAGUGGGGCAGAGAGAAGGCCAGGAGGUGGCAGCAGAGGGCGCCUGGCUUGGCUUCGGGCCAGUGGGAUUGGAGAGUGUGCCUCCGCAUGGACGGGGCAGCCAAGGGGCAGGGUGUGCCCUGGGCUCCCAGUGCCACCCUGCGAGUGCCACCCUGCAUAGCAGGCCGCCUGGGGGCGUGGCAUGCCCUGGGGGCCGGCUGAGCAGGACCUCUGGAGGCCAUGAGAUGGGCGGCAGGCUUGCUGCCCCCUGCCCACCAACCCGUGAUGCCUGGACCCCAGUGCCAGGGAGGCCCUGCCGAGCUGCGCAUAGGCGGGAGCCCCGGGCGGCGCCUCCAGGACCUGCCUUCCGAGCAGUGGGGGCUCCUGUUCAGUGCCUGCUGUCUGUGACUGAAGUCAGAAGAGAACCACGGAAAUAAGCAUUAAAAACAAGACCAAAAUAAGACCGUAUUGGUAAACACCUAAAUUUUUGUAAGAAAACUUAAAAAUUAAAAAACUCCUGAGGAACUGGC